Messenger RNA from Bufo bufo (common toad), 1834 nucleotides. It is a transcript of the gene PPP2R2C, whose product is annotated as protein phosphatase 2 regulatory subunit Bgamma. Gene Ontology annotation, biological process: peptidyl-serine dephosphorylation. The transcript has 10 exons. Gene Ontology annotation, molecular function: protein phosphatase regulator activity; protein binding. The record is from RefSeq and is a predicted model, not a curated record. Lineage: Eukaryota; Metazoa; Chordata; Amphibia; Anura; Bufonidae. Bases 172 to 1545 code for a protein of 457 amino acids. Gene Ontology annotation, cellular component: cytosol; protein phosphatase type 2A complex.
UGGUGUAUUGUGCCCUGUUCUGCAUGGCUCUCAAGAUGAUGCUGAUGCUGAGCUCCGUGGCGGACUGUGCUCCUUCCCUCUGCUAGCUUGUGGCAGUAUGGAUGUUGCUCUUGUGACGACCUCUGGUGAUUCCAUCAGUAGUCCAUUGCGGAUAGGCAUGCUGAGUAAUCCAUGGGCGAGGACGUAGACACACGGAAAAUAAACCACAGCUUUCUUCGGGACCACAACUAUGUGACUGAAGGCUGCCUUGACAUCAUAACCACAAGCAAUGCUGAUAUCAUUUCUACAGUUGAGUUUAAUCACACUGGAGAGCUGCUGGCAACUGGGGACAAGGGGGGUCGUGUUGUAAUAUUCCAACGAGAACCAGAGUGUAAGAAUGAACCUUGCAGUCAGGGCGAAUACAAUGUCUACAGCACUUUCCAGAGCCACGAGCCAGAAUUUGAUUAUUUGAAGAGCUUGGAAAUAGAGGAAAAAAUUAACAAGAUUAAAUGGCUCCCCCAGCAGAACGCAGCCCACUCCCUUCUGUCAACAAAUGAUAAAACAAUCAAAUUAUGGAAAAUUAGUGAGCGUGAUAAGAGGCCAGAAGGGUACAACCUCAAAGAUGAAGAAGGGAAGUUGAAAGAUCUUUCCACCGUGACCUCCUUACAGGUGCCUGUUCUUAAGCCCAUGGAUCUAAUGGUAGAAGUUUCCCCUAGAAGAAUAUUUUCUAAUGGACACACGUAUCAUGUCAACUCCAUCUCUGUCAACAGUGACUGUGAGACGUACAUGUCAGCCGAUGAUCUCAGGAUUAACCUCUGGCACUUGGCAAUCACAGACCGGAGCUUCAACAUCGUCGACAUCAAGCCUGCAAACAUGGAAGACCUGACCGAAGUUAUCACAGCAGCCGAAUUUCAUCCCUAUCACUGCAACCUUUUUGUGUACAGCAGCAGCAAAGGAUCUCUGAGGCUGUGCGACAUGAGGGCGUCUGCACUGUGCGACAAGCAUUGCAAACUUUAUGAAGAACCAGAGGACCCCAGCAACAGAUCAUUCUUUUCUGAAAUCAUCUCAUCAGUUUCUGAUGUCAAAUUCAGUCACAGCGGUCGUUACAUGCUUACACGUGAUUACCUCACAGUCAAAGUUUGGGAUCUAAACAUGGAAACCAAACCCAUUGAGACAUACCAGGUUCAUGAUUACCUUAGAAGCAAGUUAUGUUCCCUGUAUGAGAAUGACUGCAUAUUUGACAAGUUUGAGUGUGCCUGGAAUGGCUCUGACAGUGUCAUCAUGACUGGGGCAUACAAUAACUUCUUUCGAAUGUUUGACCGGAACACAAAACGAGAUGUCACCUUGGAAGCUUCACGAGAGAGCAGCAAGCCACGAGCGGUCCUUAAACCUCGUAGGGUGUGUGUUGGUGGCAAGAGAAGAAAAGAUGACAUAAGUGUGGAUAGUCUGGACUUCACCAAGAAGAUCUUGCACACAGCUUGGCAUCCCACUGAGAACAUCAUUGCCAUAGCAGCGACAAACAAUCUGUAUAUAUUUCAGGAUAAAGUGAACUCAGAUAUGCACUAGGAUUACCAAUUUUUUUUUGUAAUUUCUCAACCGACCUUUCCAAAGGCAUCAAAUCAUAUUUUGAUGACCUGCCCAGGAUAGUGUCUUUGGUGAUGGGAUUAUUACAAUGGUCUUUCUAAAUUCCUUGUACAGAUAAACCUCAAAACAGUGGGGAUCUCCUUCAUUCCCCAUUGCCCAUUGUUCUUUUCAUUUAUUUAUUUCACUUGUAUUAUAAUAUAGUAUAUGAGCUUUGCAGCAAACAAAGAACUUAUACAAAAGGGUUGAAUUAAAAAGUUAGCCAAAAAGAUUG